Babesia bigemina is the source of this 3084-nucleotide messenger RNA. Its product is annotated as Protein transport protein Sec24C. Gene Ontology annotation, cellular component: endoplasmic reticulum exit site; COPII vesicle coat. Lineage: Eukaryota; Apicomplexa; Aconoidasida; Piroplasmida; Babesiidae. The record is from RefSeq and is a predicted model, not a curated record. Gene Ontology annotation, molecular function: SNARE binding; zinc ion binding. Bases 1 to 3084 code for a protein of 1027 amino acids. Gene Ontology annotation, biological process: intracellular protein transport; COPII-coated vesicle cargo loading; endoplasmic reticulum to Golgi vesicle-mediated transport. The transcript has a single exon.
AUGAAUCCCCAGGGCUCCAGAGUUGACGGGCCGCCUCCGAUGGGCGCGGCCGACGCCAAAUCGCCCGGGGCGUCCGAUAACCCGCAGCCCCCGCAAGUGAUUCGCAAGAUCCCGACCUCGGAGGUGAUGUCCGUGCGAGUGGCCAUGCAGGACGUGCCCACCGCGGCGGUGGGUGGCGUCGGGAAGCACCCCGGCCACCACCAGCACCACGUGCGCAAGCCUGCAGCGCCGCCUCCACCGCCGGCCAAGGACCAGAACACCGUAGCCCCGCCCAGCGGCGAGCCCGUGAAGGCGAACCCGCCGGAGAUGGUGACCAGGCGGAGGACGUCCAGCGAUGUCAGCAUGGCCUCGCGUCUGCGGUCGGGCUCCGAAAGCUACUACAUCGACCGCGAGCUCGAGAAGGUGGUCUUCCCGUACGGGGCGCAUACGCCCAAGAAGACGGACUACGCCAAGCUGCCGCGCCCCGUGAGCAACAUCGCCGAGGUGAAUGACGAGAUCGGCGUCGACCAGAUCUCGCCCAUGAAGUCCUUCCUGGGGCAGCAGGCGGCGGACGUCAGCGUGUGCUCGGAGCGCUUCCUGAGCACGACGCUCCGGGAGAUUCCGCUCUUCGGCGAGACGCUGGGCCGCAUCAAGAUCCCGCUGGCCGCCGUCGUGCAGCCGUUCGCCGAGGAGGUCGACGGCAAGGUGCCGCUGGUGGACCUGGUGUCCGCCAUCGGCGAGGAGAGCCUGUCGAAGCAGAACCUGAUCCGCUGCCCGCGCUGCCAGGCGUACUUCAACCCCGCCAUGGAGGACGACUACAGGCUGAACUACCGCCUGUGCAACUUCUGCUACAACGGGUUCAUGCUCAGCGAGGCGGAGUCCAACGCUUUGACCGCGCUGAAGGGCAGAGACCUCGACAACGCCCGCGUCGCGCCGAUCAUGCACGGCAGCGUCGACUUCGUGGCGCCGCUGCGCUACUACGUGCGCGACCUCGGGGAGGAUGUGACCAUAGCCAAGCAGCUGACGUCCCUGCUGUCGCGCGCCAGCGAGCUCACCUCGAUGAUCCCGUUGCUGAACAACCCCAUGUCCCCCAAGAAAGACGUCGUGUACUCGACCUACGACGUCAAGGACCUGAGUCAGCAGUUCGAGGGGAUGGGCCCCACGGGCCACCCGCACCACGAGCACCUGGGCGGAGCGGCAGACGAGCCCUCCUCCGAGGCCGCGGCGGGGGCUCCCGCCGUCUCGGUGCUGCAAACCCCCGCCAGCGUGCCGUCGGCCCCCCAGUGGAAGAAGGAUAUCGUGCGCAAGCCCGCCUACGUGAUUGUCGUGGAUGCCACGGCCAACUCGGCCAAGAUGGGCCUGCGCAACGCCGUGCUGCAAAGCAUGCGAUCGGUGUUCGAGGAGUGCGCCGCCAGCCGCACCCCCGUCAAAUUCUGCGUCAUCACGUUCGACUCCGUCGUGCAUUUGUAUUCGCGGCGCCGUGGCUUCUUCCAGGUGAACGUCGUUUACGAGGUGUGGGACCACUUUUCGCCCAGCUGCGCGGACGAGCUCUUUAUCGAGUUCGAUGGCACCAACCUGGAGGACGUCAAUAGUUAUUUGGACGGCAUCUCACGCCUCGAAGUGCCAGCGAACGCCUCGUCGUCGUGCGGUAAUUUUGCGCUAUCAGUGGGUGUGUCCCUGUUGGCCGAAGCCAACACGCCGGGAACGGUCUGCAUCUUCUACUCGCAGCCGCCGGAGAUGGGACUGGGCUACUGCCACAACCCCACGGUCUCCUCCGAUUUCAGCAUGGAGGAGUCGCUCAAGAUGUUCUACGACGGGAUCAUACAGCAGUGCUACGAAAGCGGCAUCGCGGUGGACGUGUACCUCUGCGCGUCCUUCGAACGCAUGCCGGGAGACGUGUGCCUGCAGUACGUGAGCCAGCAGACGGCCGGCAUCGGCUGCAGCUUCCCGGCGUUCGAGGCGGUGUCCGACGCCCCGAAGAUUGUCAAGAACCUGGUGCGGCUCUUCAGCCUCCCGCAUGCGUACAACUGCGAGUUGAAGCUGCGCUGCAGCAAGCCCAUCGAGGUGGAGGAGAGUUACUGCCCGUUCCACAACACCAGGGCGUUCAUCGACAAGGCGACCCUGCGAGUGCCGAGGCUCUCCCCCGACACCGCCAUAUGCUUCGCGCUCGGCAUGGACGACCUCAUCCGCGAUCGGGAAAGGCUCUUCGUGCAGUUCGCGUGCAUGUACAAUUCCAGCGUGGACGGGCGCAAGCUUGUGAGGGUGCACACGCAGUCCAUGAAGGCCUCCACGCGCGUGAACGCCAUCAUAAAGGGCGCCCGCUGCGACACCCUGGUGAACUACUACGCCCGCAAGAUGGCGUACAACAUGAUACGCUCCGGCACGGACGCCAGGAAGUCCAUCAAGGAAGAGGUGGUUGCCAUGCUGUGCAGCUACCGCCAGCUAUGCGCGCCCUCCACGCCCGAAAACCAGCUUAUCCUGCCCGAGAACCUGCAGAACCUCCCGGCGGCGCUCAACGCUCUGUUCAAGAUGUACAACCCCGGCGAGCUGGUCUACGACUACCUGCAGAAGAUGCUGCGCACGCUGCUGGCGCCCACCGGGGAGAGCAAGUACUCCUACACCCGGUGCUACUGCCUGCACCGCAGCGUGUACGACGAGUACGCCGAGGGGGUGCCCGAGGGCGGCUGGGGCUUCGCGUGCCUCGCGGUGCCCUCGUCGGCCACGGAGAUAUACAGCGAUGGCCUGUACCUUAUCGACGACGGCCAUAAGCUGGUGCUCUACUUCGGGCCUCACGUGCGCUGGGCUCUGCUGCAGGAGCUCUUCGGCAAGGACCUGCUGCUCAACGAGACCACCGCGAACACCCUGAGCAUCUCCAGCGAGACCGAGACCGGCCGCAACCUGCUCGACGUCAUCAGCCGCGUGCGCGCCCUUCACGUGGGAGGCCAGUUCCUGCACCUCAAGAUUCUACCCUACUGCUCGCGCUACCGGCGCCUCCUCAAGCUGCUCAUGCUCGAGGACGAGGCCGGCGGCGAGGCGAACUACGAAGACUUCCUGGUCACGAUGCACCGGCAGAUUAAGCUGCUGCAGUCGUACCGGGUCGCGUGA